AUGGAGGAGAAAAAUCAACAUGGGAACUGUUCUCAUGACGAUCAAGUCAACAGCACCACCUCAGUGCUGAGCAAUGGGGCCCCACAAAAUCUCAUGCAGAGGAUUUCUCAAGAGCACCCCAAGGAAGUCCAAUUUUCCAAAAUGGCCCCACCGGCCGAAGAGCCCCUCGACCUGAACAUCGGACUCUCUUUUGACGAUCUCUUCGAAGAGAGCAAGGAGGGCCCAAAUCCUAACCCUUUCUCGUCGACUGCAACGGGAGCAACCGCUGUCAAUAAUGUGAACCCACCAAAGAACAACAAUGGCAUUCAGCCGCCACCACUGCAGCCGCAGCAACAACCAUUGCCUCCGUACCAUACCACAGACAAUAACAGCUUGGACGAAAUCAGCUCGUAUGUAGAGGAGCGAAAGAAGAAGCAGUUCGAGGCCUACAGGAGGUUCAUCCUGAGGAAGAGGGCCCGUGAACGUGCCGAGGUGAAGAAGAAGGCAGUUGCUGCUGCUGCAUCCCUGCCGGCUCCUCCUCUUGCAGCAGCAGCGGCAAUGCAGCUGCCUCAACAUCCACCACUGAAGUCGAUCACGCUGCCAAGAGCAGCAGCUACUGCAUCGCCCUCCGCUCCUCCUUCUCUGCUGGUAGCAGCAGCAGCACAGCCACCUCAAGGUCCACUGCCGAAGUCAUUGGGACUGCCAAGAGCAGUGGUUGCCGCAUCCCCUCCGGCUCAAUUUCUAGCGGCAGCAGCACAGCCACCUCAAAGUCCACUGCCGAAGCCGACCGUGCUGCCAGGAGCAGCAGCUUCGGACAUGGAGAACCUCAUGCUUCGUUGGGCUGUGGAGAAGAUGAAUGCCCUAGGAGAGUCCUAUGGGAAAAAAAUACUAAAAGGAGCAAGCGCUCACGCCCGAGGCACAGGCUCUUCCAGCUCUCAGCAGCCAUGGGCAUCUCCCCAACCAAACUCGGAAGCAAAAGCCUGCACUGCCAAGGUGAUCUAUGAAAAGUCGGCCAUCGUAAUCAAGGAUACCUCUCACGGCAAGCAGAUCAAGAGACCUAGGCUUCUAAAUGCUGUUCAAAGCAACAAUGCUCAUCAGAAGAAUAGGAAAGACAAUGGAGUGAGAGGAAUGAAGCAGUUGCUGACUGUGACCACCACAGGAGAUGGGCCAGAGGGCAAGAAGGUGGACGGGUUCCUCUACAAGGACGGCAAGGGCGGCGACAUCCUCAUCGUGUGCCUCUGCCACGGCGUGUUCCUCAGCCCAACCGACUUCGUCAAGCACGCCAACCACACUGAUUGGACCAACCCCAUGAAGCACAUUGUGUUCAAUUCGCCGCCGCUGCCGCCUCUGUAA
Molecule: messenger RNA, 1332 nt
Organism: Eucalyptus grandis
Lineage: Eukaryota; Viridiplantae; Streptophyta; Magnoliopsida; Myrtales; Myrtaceae
Product: wiskott-Aldrich syndrome protein homolog 1-like
Exons: 2
Coding region: 1-1332 (443 amino acids)
Biological process (GO): signal transduction; response to abscisic acid; negative regulation of DNA-templated transcription
Cellular component (GO): nucleus
Source: RefSeq, a predicted model, not a curated record